Poecilia latipinna (sailfin molly) is the source of this 1204-nucleotide messenger RNA. It is a transcript of the gene rwdd3, whose product is annotated as RWD domain containing 3. Gene Ontology annotation, biological process: positive regulation of protein sumoylation; positive regulation of hypoxia-inducible factor-1alpha signaling pathway. NCBI's taxonomy places the organism in Eukaryota, Metazoa, Chordata, Actinopteri, Cyprinodontiformes, Poeciliidae. Bases 203 to 985 code for a protein of 260 amino acids. Gene Ontology annotation, molecular function: protein binding. The transcript has 5 exons. The record is from RefSeq and is a predicted model, not a curated record.
CAACGUCAGGGAUAGCAUCAGCCACCAAUCUCAAAGGAAGCUGGUUACCAGUAAACACUAAAACAACUCAAUUCAUAAAACCGGACAGUAAUGAAAAGCGAACGUGAGCAAAAAAAAAAAAAAAAUCACCAAUCGAAUGUAGUGCUUUAAAAUAUGGGGUAUUUAUGAAGCUGCUGAGGGCGACAGUGUGUGAACGUUGAUCAUGUCGGACGCAGCUAUUGAGGAAGUUUCAGUUUUAUCGUCCAUUUACUGCAGAGACGGAGAGUUCCAAAUUGUUCAACAGUCUGCACAGGAUGGGCUGGUGGUCCAGCUCAACUGCACUGGUGGGAGAGGCGGGAAGCUGAAUGUGAGUGCAGUGUUCCAUCUAGAACCCAGCUACCCUUCCUGUCCUCCUCAUAUUUCUAUCUCCUCCACCGGCCUGUCUAAGAUUCAGUGUCACAACAUCAGGCAGAAGCUGAUGGCUCGAGCUGCAGAACUUCCCCUAGAACCAAUGCUGCUCCAGCUGGUGGAAUACUUGCAGCAGGAAUGUGUGGAACAGACAGAGGACCAGACAGGAGAACAGGACGGGACAGGGGAAGAGAAAGACAACCAGCAGGAGUGGACUGCGGUUCUGCUGCUUGACCACAUCAGAUCUCAAAACCGAUAUAUCAGACUCCUGGAGCGCUGGAGCCAGCAGCUGCAGCUCACCUGUAGACUUUUACUAGGACACAAUCCAUUGAUUAUUCUGCUGGGGGAAAGACCCAACAUCAAGGAGUUUUGUCACCGUUUAAGGACUGUUAAGGUAGAUGUGGACUCUUCAGGUAAGAAAUGCAAAGAGAGGAUGAUGAAAGUUCUUGCAGAGACCCCAUAUUCCUCCCUCUGUCAACAUAGCCUCCAGGGAUUUGUAGUGAAGGACUACAAGUCACUAUCAGAGCUGACUGCUGUCUUUGAGGAGCUGAACCUGGCUGAGCUUUACCAACAGAUGCUGCCUACAUUAAGCGGCUAGGAGAAGAACUGUCAUAUCUGCUCCUUAUGUCUGUUUAUAUUGGAUUCAUAGACCUACAUCUAAUAUUUGCUUUGUAUUUAAGCUGUUCAUUUUGUAUCAAUAAAUUUGUAUUGCUUUAAACUUCUGUCCUACCUUUUGUCCUGCUUAUGUGGUCUCUGUUACAUUCAAAGACAUUAUCAUUAAAUUGGAAUUAGAACAUCCCUGCUCUUCAAACCUCUA